This is a messenger RNA of Hydatigera taeniaeformis, 1599 nucleotides long. The record is from the annotation of a GenBank genome assembly. NCBI's taxonomy places the organism in Eukaryota, Metazoa, Platyhelminthes, Cestoda, Cyclophyllidea, Taeniidae.
AUGGUCUAUGGAUCAAUGGGUCACUUUUUGCGCAAACUGAAAAGAAAAAAAAGUGGUGAUAGAGCUGCUGAGGGUGGCUACGUUCCUCCAAAGCCUGCUCAUCCUUGGCAACGGCGAAGACGGCAAGAAGAAAAGUUGGAUAACGAAAAGAAGGAGCAAGUUACACUAACAAAAAUCAAUCCCUGGUUCCAGUUGUGCUCCAAUCUUCAAAAUCAGACGGCUAUGGCGCUGUUUUCCUUCUCUGGAGAUAUCCAGAAUGGAGAGCUAGAGGCCUUGGAGGGUGACUCUCUCACGAUUGAAUCAGUUGAUCGAUCAGAUGUUUGGUGGCAAGCUGUCAACAAGAGAACGGGAAAAUCUGGUUUCAUCCCAUAUAACUAUGUUACGGAGGAGAUCGGUGUAAAGGAUGUUAUUGAUGCCUGGCAGGAAACUGAUCGUCGAGAAAGUGAGGCUAAACUGAGUAUGCCAGGUCUCUCGAAUGGUACCUAUAUACUUCGCCCUAGUUCCAAUCCUCUUCGAAUCGCUCUAUCAGUCCUCUGCCUAGUCGGCACUACGAAAAUUAUCAAACACUUUAGUGUCAGAUAUGACCAAACCCUCAGCGGUUACUCCAUUACUCCGGGAAAAAAAUUUGCCCACCUUAAAGAUCUCACAGAUUAUUACAAAGUCUCUCACAAUGGAAAUGCUCCACUUCUCUCCUCGUCAAUGCCUCAUAGUCCGCCAGUGAUUCAGUCGCGAUCUUCUCGAAUUCCCCUAGAGAAGGUGGAGCUAAAGACACACAUUGCCCGUGGUGGGCGUUUUGGUUCGGUCUACAAAGCCGUUUAUACUGUCUCUGGGAAGCAAAAUGUGGUAGCAAAAAAGAUUUCAAGCCACAUAGGCAGAGACGCAAUUGUCGCUAGGGCUGAGGCCUGCCAUAAACUUCAAAAUCGUGCUAUCGUCCACUUCCUCGGCUUCUGCGAGGCUCCCAAAUCCGGACUUAUGCUGCUUCUUUGGGAGUACAUGCCUGGUGACGCCUCGAAAUGGCUUUAUGGCACAAAUUUCCUUGUCACUGUUGCAUUCCCAAGGAUUUUGGAUGGAAUGGACUACCUCGAGAGCGUGGAAACGUUUCACGGUGAAUUGACUACCUCCAAUGUCUUUCUUUCCUCUGAACUCUGUGCCAAGAUAGGAAACUUCGGCUUUAAUGGGCGAUUUAGUGAAUCCCGUAGUAACGCUCUCGAUUUUGUGAUGACACAAGCUGUGAGGUGGGCGGCACCGGAAUCGCUGGAUACCUCUCACUUUUACGACAUUCGUUGCGACGUCUGGUCUUUUGGAAUCGUCAUGUUCGAGGUCUUCACAUUUGGCUUAACGCCCUAUAAAGAUAUGGAUGUGGAGGAGGUUGUUGACCGAGUGAGGGCGGGUUACCGGUUGCCGAAUCCAUCCAGUCUGGGAUUCUACUGCGAAGAUGUGAUGUACGAGACGAUGAGGAAUUGUUGGUAUGCCGAUUCCACUGAUCGCCCCACUUUUCACGAGCUCUGGUUUGUCUUCGAGGAUCAUUUGGUGAAGGAUGGUGGUGCGUACGCGGAGCUCAAAUCAGCACCAUCCACAUACGAUCCACCUUAUUUUUGA